Rhodotorula graminis WP1 is the source of this 2418-nucleotide messenger RNA. RefSeq lists its product as uncharacterized. The transcript is spliced from 15 exons. NCBI's taxonomy places the organism in Eukaryota, Fungi, Basidiomycota, Microbotryomycetes, Sporidiobolales, Sporidiobolaceae. Gene Ontology annotation, molecular function: copper ion binding; primary methylamine oxidase activity; quinone binding. Gene Ontology annotation, cellular component: plasma membrane. Gene Ontology annotation, biological process: amine metabolic process. The record is from RefSeq and is a predicted model, not a curated record. Bases 1 to 2418 code for a protein of 805 amino acids.
AUGCGGCUCUCGGCCGCCUUUGCCGUCGUCGCGGCCCUCGCAGCGUCGACGACGCUCGCCGCCCCGGCGCCCAAGAACAAGUACGUCAAGCCGAACCGCCUCCUCGCCCGUCCGCUCCCGGCGGGCUUCGACGCGCACGUCGCCGUCAACCAGUACGCGACGACCGACUUCAAGUCGUCGAGUGUCCACGAGACGCCGACGGUCAAGGCGCCGCGCAAGAACGUGUGGGCUGGCCUCACCAACGCCGAGGCGGCUUCGGUCGUCGCGUUCCUCCACAACCAGACGGCCCUCAACCUGACGGCGGCCGCCGACGCCGGCAGCUGGGACAACAUCAUCACGACGCUCGACCUCGUGCCGCCCAACAAGACCGACACGGUCGCCUACCUGUCGGGCAACGCGAGCGAGCCGGCCCGGUACGCCUACGCGACCAUCAUGUUCAACGCGUUCGAGGAGCCCUACCUCGAGGACUACCUCGUCGGACCGCUGCCCAUCAACGAGAAGUCGACUGCUUCGCCCUACUCGUUCCACACGACCGCCGGCUCGUCGCGCAUCCGCAACUUCGACGCCGACGAGGACCUCACAUCCGAGUUCUUCGCCGCCGAGGCCGCCAAGUGCGACGACAUCAUCGAGGACUUGCUCGGCGCAAACUCAUCUCAGUACGACCUAUGGGGUAUCGACCCUGUAUGGCACGAGGGCGACCGCGUCGUGAGCUGGGUCGGCUUCUGGGGACGUCCCACGAGCGUGUUCGACGGCCAGACGCUUCUUCCGCAGGGGCUUUACCUCAGGUUCGACAUCACCGGUCGCGACCCGUCCAAGUGGAAGUUCCUCGGCUGGCUGCAUAACUACAAGCUCUACGAGACGUCGGCCGACUUCCGCGACGCGUGGGAGAAGGGCCUCGUCGAAAAGACGACGCGCAACGCCGGCAUGAACGAGACGUGGAUCGGUACCGACCGCCGUGGACCUGAGCUGCCGUACGACAACCGGCCGCCGCCUAUCCAGAUCGCUCCCGGUGGACAGCGCUUCGCGGUCGACGAGGAGGAGAACUACGUCGCCUGGAUGGACUUUACUUUCUACUGGUCUUUCCGCCGCGACACCGGCAUCCGCCUCUGGAACAUCAAGUACAAGGGCAACAAGAUCAUCCACGAGCUCGGCCUGAACGAGGCGCUCGCGCACUACGCCGGCAACGACCCCGUCCAGUCGGGUACUACCUACUUGGACACGUACUACGGCUUCGGCCCGUACGCGUUCGAGCUCAUCUCGGGCUUCGACUGCCCUUCGCACGCCCUAUACCUCAACACGACCUUCCACUCCAACGAGAUAUCGACGACGCACCGCCGCUCGCUCUGCAUCUUUGAGCAGGAUGCCGGCUUUCCGAUGCAGCGACACACGAACGGCCAGUACGCCUCGGCGACCAGGAACACACAACUGGUGAUCAGGAGCGUAUCGACGGUGGGCAACUACGACUAUACGUUCUCGGUCGUUUACAUGUUGGACGGCUCCAUCUCGACAGAAGUCAUGGCGUCCGGGUACAUCCAGUCGGCCUAUUACGCGGCCAACGGCGACUAUGGCUACAAGAUCCACGACGGUUUGAGCGGCUCGAUGCAUGAUCACGUCCUUAACUUCAAGCUCGACGCCGACAUCCUCGGCACGAGCAACACUGUCGGCUUCCACACGAUCGAGCCAAAGACCGUCAAGUACGACUGGUCGCCCGUCGAGCGCAACACGAUGCACCUCGUGCGUUCCGAGCUUCAGAACGAGGACAACGCGACGCUUCACUGGGCCGAGAACGCUCGGUCGAUGGUCCUCAUCUACAACAAGGACGAGAAGAACAAGUACGGCGAGGAGCGCGCAUGGCGUCUUAUGCCCCACAUCGGCGGCGCCGGCAUGUACAGCACGAUCCAGAACAGCACCAACGCCGGUCCUGCCCUCAAUUUCGCCAAGGCGCCGCUCUUCGUCACCAAGCACAAGGACAGCGAGUUCAACUCGGCGCACCCCAACUCGGCCUACUCGCCUUUCACCCCCAUCAUCGAUUUCGACAAGUACCUCGACGGCGAGGACCUCGUCCAGGAGGACCUCGUCCUCUGGUUCAACCUCGGCAUGCAUCACGUUCCUCAUACUGGCGACCUGGGCAACACGCAGCAUUCGACGGCCCACGCCGGCAUGAUCUUCAGCCCCCACAACUACGACGAUUUCGCGCCGUCGCAGCAGUCGAGCCAGAUGGUCAGGAUCAACUACAACGCGUCGACGGGCGAUGCCUUCGUCGAGGACGUUCUGACGUUCGGCGGCAAGUCGGCGUCGGGCAUGUUCAACUUGACCGCAGCGCAGCCCAACUACUAUGCGUACGAGGGCGAUUCCAACAUGCGCAAGUUCCCCUACUCGCCCGAGGACCCGUACGACGACACCGCCGCCAUCGUCUAG